Messenger RNA from Habropoda laboriosa, 1393 nucleotides. RefSeq lists its product as uncharacterized. NCBI's taxonomy places the organism in Eukaryota, Metazoa, Arthropoda, Insecta, Hymenoptera, Apidae. Gene Ontology annotation, molecular function: N-acetyltransferase activity. The record is from RefSeq and is a predicted model, not a curated record. The transcript is spliced from 10 exons. Gene Ontology annotation, biological process: protein acetylation. Bases 138 to 1244 code for a protein of 368 amino acids. Gene Ontology annotation, cellular component: membrane.
ACUUUUUCGGAAUACUAGAUCAUCUCGUUGCAAGCCCUGCAUCCAAUAUGGCAGGAAGACAAAUUUAACCUCCUUGGUUUUAGAGUUUGCACUCGGAUAAUUUUCUUCAUAAUAUUCAUGUUAAUUCAUUUGAGAUCAUGAGGUGUAACGAAUAUACCAAAAUUAUUGGAAGAAACGUAAUUUUAGUACCUUAUAAAGAGAAACACGUUAAAAGAUAUCACGAAUGGAUGAAAUCAGCAGAACUGCAAUAUUUCACUGGCUCAGAGACUCUAACAUUAGAAAAAGAGUUUGAAAUGCAAAAACAAUGGCAUCAGGAUCAAGACAAAUGUACUUUUAUCAUUUUGGAAAAAUCUGUUUUUACUAAAACUGGAGAUGAGAUAGAAGCUAUGAUCGGAGAUACAAAUUUAUUUUUUAACGAAUCAGAUCAGCCAAGUAGCGCAGAAAUUGAAAUUAUGAUAGCAGAAGUUGCUUAUAGAGGAAAGAAGAGAGGUUGGGAGUCUACAAUUAUAAUGCUACUUUAUGGAACUGAUAUACUAAACGUAACUAAAUAUACAGCGAAGAUUAAAUUCGACAAUGAAAAGAGCAUAAAGAUGUUUGAAAAACUAGGAUUUCAUGAGAAACGACCGCUACUGUUUAAUUCAGUAAUAUAUGGUACUUUUUACACUGGUGCUGAAUUUGCACAACAAACAUAUAGCAGAUUAUUCAAGGUAAUUACUUUUUUUGAUACACGAUCAAUAUGUAUACAGAAACAAUUUAUAAAAAAAUUGAACGAAAAAUUGGGUUUAUUGGAUGAGGAUAGUUCAAGACAAUUCGAAGGUUACAAUUGGGCUCAACUUAAGCGAUAUGCUAUCUACGGCUGUUUCAUUGCAGGACCGUUGUUACAUGGAUGGUAUAAAUGGUUGGAUGAAUUUUACAAAGGUAAAACUAUGAAGACUGUUCUCGCAAAGCUUUUGGUCGACCAAUUUGUUCUUACACCACCACUGAUUACAGUGUUCUUCAUCAGUAUGAGUCUGAUGGAGAGUAAACCAAAUGUGUUUGAUGAAUGUAAAGCAAAAUUUUUUCAAACGUUCAAGACUUCAUGUAUGUACUGGUUGCCAGUCCAAUUUUUGAAUUUUCUACUGGUACCACCAGCAUUGCGAGUUUCUUUCGUUAGUAUAGCGGCCUUUUGUUGGGUGAAUAUUCUCUGCUAUUUAAAAAGUACACCUAUAUCUGAAUGUAGUGAUAACAAUCAGAUAAAGUACUGAUUUCUUUCGUUGAUAUGUUUGCUUCGGCAUACGAAAGUUGUUCAGUAAUGCAGUGUAACAGAGGACAUAUCGUACCUAAAUAAACAAUUAUCAGCAAGAAAAUCGAACGAUACGAAACGAAACGAAAAUAUGUUUAACAAAGGAACAAU